This is a messenger RNA of Penicillium canescens, 1074 nucleotides long. RefSeq lists its product as uncharacterized. The record is from RefSeq and is a predicted model, not a curated record. The transcript has a single exon. The coding region runs from base 1 to 1074 and encodes 357 amino acids. Lineage: Eukaryota; Fungi; Ascomycota; Eurotiomycetes; Eurotiales; Aspergillaceae.
AUGGCCAUCAUCAGGCCCGAACAAAAUGAGCAGCCCAAUCGCCUCCUACUCAUCAGCGUACCCCGCACAGCCUCCAACCUGCUCCUAAAGAUCCUCAACAUCCCAAAUCAACCAAACGUCUUAACUAGCCCAAAGGGCGGCUACUUCUUCUUCGAUGCCUUCAUGGCAGCCGGCAAAGAAGGCCGCCUAAACAAACCGCUCUCACAAUGGACCGACAAUGAUAAAACCGAAGUCCAAAACGCCUUCCAAGUCAGCCUCGACAACUUGGAAGCCUACUCAGCACGCGCACGCGCCGAGAACAAAAUCAUGUUCGCCAAAGAACACGCCUUCUGGUUCACAAAUCCUGGCGUCUUCACCAGCAUGCGCGACGGCUCCAACAAAGUAGACGAUAUGAAGUCUUUCCACGUCACCACACCGGACAGCUACGGCGCCCUGACCUUCUCCGCGCACAACGAUACCAUCCUUCCAGAUCAGUAUCUACGCACGUGGAAGCUGGCUUUCAUCAUCCGUCACCCGGCACUCGCAUGGCCAUCCAUGUAUCGGGCCAUGCAGAAGAUAUCGCAGGCUGGUUAUAUCGACGAAGAUGGUAUAAAGGGUAUGGGCAUGGCGAACAUGAGUAUGUCGUGGACACGCCGGCUGUUUGACUGGGCGAUGGAGCAGCCGGAUGUGCCGAGUCAGCCGUUGGUUAUUGAUGCCAAUGAUGUGAUCCAUAACCCUGCUGUUGUGGUGCGGUUCUGUGAGCUUGCGGGGCUUGAUACUGGGUCUAUGCAGUUUGAGUGGGGUGGGAAUGGGGUUAUUGAGAAGAAGUCUGAGACUUGGUCGGCGGAUCGCGCGAGCGCGGGGGAUGCGGCGGAGAUCGAGAGGCAGAGGAGUGCUGCUGCUAUUAUGCUUUCUACGCUUGAGGCGUCCAAUGGUAUUGUUAAGGAUAAAGCGCCUGCUGGUGUUGAUGUUGAUGUUGAGGUUGCGAAGUGGAAGGUUGAGUUUGGGGAUGAGGUUGCUGCUGUGCUUGAGAAGGCUACUAGGGAUGCGAUGGAUGAUUAUGAGUAUUUGAAGGAGCGGAGAGUUACGGUGUAG